Molecule: messenger RNA, 1914 nt
Organism: Aspergillus bombycis
Lineage: Eukaryota; Fungi; Ascomycota; Eurotiomycetes; Eurotiales; Aspergillaceae
Product: mediator of RNA polymerase II transcription subunit 17
Exons: 3
Coding region: 1-1914 (637 amino acids)
Biological process (GO): regulation of transcription by RNA polymerase II
Cellular component (GO): mediator complex; core mediator complex
Molecular function (GO): transcription coregulator activity
Source: RefSeq, a predicted model, not a curated record
AUGUCCGAUUCGUUCAACCUCCCUCUUCGUCCCCUGACUGAGAAGCGCGAACGUCCAGAUCCGCUUCCCGUGGAGAUUGCUCAGAUUAAUGCCCAGUAUGGUUCCUUUCGCGAUGUCACUGAGGACAGCCUCCGGGCCAAGAUCGAAGCCGACAAAAACAAAGAUCCAUGGUCCGACGAAGAGGAAAACGACAACGCAUCUGCCGAUGAGGAUACGACGGAGCGUCUAGAUCAGCUGUAUAAGCGUCGGGCGGCCAUUGCCCAAUUCGCCCACCAGGCCCACAUGGAAGCCAUGUUCGCCCUCGACUUUGUCUCCCUUUUGCUUUCAAAGCAUACUCCUCGGCAAGCCGAAAUGUCCAUGUCCGCAUACCUGAAACAAGUUGCGCCCCUCGGAUCGCUAAAUUCGGAAAUUGUCAAUCCCCCGCCGAAGCCCGAGUCAGCGGCUAGAGACACCAAGAACGUUUCGCGUGGGUGGAGGCUGCAAAACUUUAACGCAGCGGCGAGCAAAUUACUUGACUCCGCGACCAGACUCGAAAGCGAAGUCGCCUCGGAGACCAAGUAUUGGAAUGAAGUGCUGGCGGUGAAGGAAAAGGGAUGGAAGGUGUCUAGGCUACCCCGGGAAAGACAGGCCCUUGGGGUACAAUAUGGCUUUUUAGAAGCUACACCAAUCUUCCGUGACCGGGGCUUGGCGGCUCUGCGACGGACCAACGACGGAAGCUUGAUACUAGACAAAGGUUUAAUUCCACUCAAGGCGCGGACCGUGCGCGUGCGUGUGAGGAGUCGUGGCCAAAUCACAGGGUGCUCGAAACACCGACUGGCUUUGGAUAACACCGAGUCAGUUGAGAGUCGUAUCCUGCAGGCGCGUGAUACCGUAUACGAAGAGGAACUGUUUCAUGAGCUGGUACGUGAGGCAAGAGUACUGGGUAGCCAGGGGGUCACGACGCGCCAGAACCUAGUUCAGUUCCCAGUGUCGGAGGAGCAAGAGGUCUUGCUGGAUCUUAUCGAUGACGAUCAGAUGUCGCCCGGGGAUGAAGCAGUGUCUGAUGAGCAUACCGUGGUGGCAGACGCCCUUGGCCAUGCAAUCCGUAUCCUGCUCGCCUACGCCCAUCGCCAAAAUCUACGCCGAAGGACACAGCUUCCAAUUCCAUUAACCCCCAAGCGCCGCCAAACCCCGGAAUACCAGCUCCUCCGGCCAGUAAUGGCAUAUUUGCAGCAUAGCUCACAUGUGCGAUGGUUGGAGUCGUUGUUGAACGAUAUAAACCAAAUUUUGAAGUCUGCUGGGAUCCCGUGUGAUUUUACAGCGACUCCCUUCUCGUCUCUCAGUUUCCAGCGUACCGUCAAUGGGCUUCCAAAGGUAGAGGCUCUGGUCCAAGACCUCUUGUUGCCCUACGAGUCGACCUUUUCUGCGCAACUCGUCACCCCUCAAAGCUCAUUCCGGGUCAAGGUUCGCACCAACGUCACAACACCACCGCUCGGCACUCACUACGAAAUUUCAGUCAACAUGCCUCAAUAUCCUGAUGUCCGCCCUCCGAACCGCAUCGGCUUGCAGGAUGAGGUAGCCUCUGUACUCACGCAUUUUGUGCUGCUGGACAUCCUUACGGCCAUCACUCACGCCAAGGGCUUAUCCGCAAAUGGCGUCAAGCAAGAGACAGGCCGCCUGUUGACUUGGCAAGCAGCGUAUCCACAUAAUGGCGAGUUACUCGCCCUCUCCAGCGCCGGCCAGUACAAGAAAAUGAAAGUGAGCUUAUCGCGGCAUGAGCUAACCGUGCGAACAUACUCCCUGCGGGGCAUUGAUGGGUUUGGCAAACCGGCUGCGGACAAAACGCCGGCCAUGCGCUCGCAGACAUGGAAGUCCGAUGGCACUCCCGGCCAGCCUAGCCUGAUGGGCUUUAUCACUGAAGUAUCCAAGGAGUAA